AUGAAACAGGAGAUUGUGAUGAGGUUAAAAGGAGAGCUUGAAAAUUGCAAAAAUACAGAAGGCGAGCGCAAGCAAAAACGUGAAGAUACCGAAAAGAAACGAGUGGAGUUAAAAAAGAGAAUCUUUGCAAAUUUAGCUCAAACAAGGACGUUGUCCGCAGAAAUGGACAACUUUGGUGUUGAACGUGUCGCACUUGUAAAAAAUGACCACGAAGUGCGUGCCAAACUUGCUGAUUUCCGAGCAAGAAUUUCUGGAAUGGCAGAAAAUCGUGAGAGACUGGAGUCGAGCAUAGUAGAUCUGAGACACUCCGUGAUUGUAGAUCCGACACUUAUCUCAGGUGUGUAUGUUGAUAAUUUUAUGCUUGAAGAAGUUCAAAACAUGGCGCAAAGCAUCGCAAAUGAAGUUUGUGCGAAAAAAGACUGCUUCGAUAUGACGGCGGUUAUUGCCGAAGUUCAAGCGAUAGAGAAUCUAAGAACGCAACGGCUUGAAUUGACGGAGAAAUUGGCCGCGAAGACAGAGAUGUUAUCAGCACUCGAGGGUGACAACGGUAAAGAGGAUUAUAGGGCUUUCUUUAAAAAAUUCCUGUAAGC
This is a messenger RNA of Strongylus vulgaris, 590 nucleotides long. The record is from the annotation of a GenBank genome assembly. NCBI's taxonomy places the organism in Eukaryota, Metazoa, Nematoda, Chromadorea, Rhabditida, Strongylidae.